AUGUCCGAAGCUAAGCAACUACUUGACACUUUGAUUGCUAAAGCAAAUACUGACACUUUACGUGCUUUAGUCGAAAUACGAAACCAAGCUGAACAAGAUAUUGUGAAGCUUACAGAACAAUCCGUAGUAUUGAACUCACAAGAAUUAAAACAAUUAUUAGAAUCAACUGCAACUACUAUAAUAACUUGCCAAUCAUUAACUGCAGAAAAUCCAGUAGUUAUGGCAACUGUACCUAUUACAGAAACAGCGAUUACGUCAAGAGCUGAUGAAAGCGUUACAGAUAUUGCCAAUAACGAAAUGCAAAUAACUAUAAGAAGUCCUACAGAAUUAGUAUUGUCUUCGAUGUUUCCGAUCAGAAAUGCAGUAGAUACAACUGUUUUGGACAUGACAGCUGAAGCAUCUGAGGUUAUAACAACAAUAGAUAAUUCUACAAAUGUAGAAACAGAAAUUGAAUCAAUGCCAGAAAAUAGAAAAAAAAAGAACAGCAAAAUAUUGUAUACAUCUAAUCUUAGACUUAUUCUGUUGUGUUUCGGUUUUUUUAUUCAUAAAUAA
Rotaria socialis is the source of this 552-nucleotide messenger RNA. Lineage: Eukaryota; Metazoa; Rotifera; Eurotatoria; Philodinida; Philodinidae. The record is from the annotation of a GenBank genome assembly.